Gopherus evgoodei (Goodes thornscrub tortoise) is the source of this 2475-nucleotide messenger RNA. RefSeq lists its product as uncharacterized. The record is from RefSeq and is a predicted model, not a curated record. NCBI's taxonomy places the organism in Eukaryota, Metazoa, Chordata, Testudines, Testudinidae. Bases 1160 to 1810 code for a protein of 216 amino acids. The transcript is spliced from 2 exons.
UAACUUAGUAGCCUUCACAGCGCAGAGAAAAGCUUGAAAACAUGAAGCCUGAAGGUUCAAAAGCCAGAAGGGUAUGAAGACGGGAGUCAGUUUGCUCCGCAAAUAGGCCCUGACUGUUAAAGGGGAGAUCCCGUAUGGUAUGUUGCACCUCAGGCGGAAGACCCAAUGACUGGACCCAGGUAUUUUGGCGCAUGGCGAUGCCGGAUGCUAGGGUGCAUGCUGCCGCGUCCGCAGCAUCAAGGGAGCCCUGAAGGGAGUUGCGAGCUACCAAUUUGCCCUCCUCGGCAAUGGCCCCCAAUUCCGUAUGAGCCUCUGCUGGAAGGAGUUCUUGGAAUUUUAGGACUGCAGACCAUGAAUUGAAGUUGCACCUACUGAGGAUCGCACGAUGGUUUGCAAUCCAUAGUGAGAGACCACCAGUAGAGUAAACUUUUCACCAAAAAGUUUGGCGUCCUUUGAUUUAAGGGCCGGGCCCUUGUUGGCCCUGUCUCUCUUUUGCGUUCACCACAUCCACUACAAGUGAACAAGAGGCAGGGUGGGUGAAAAGGUAUUCGUAUCCCCUGGUGGAGACAGAGUACUUUCUUUCCACCCCUUUGGCUGUGGGGGGGAUGGAGGCUGGAGUUUGCCAGAGUGCUUUGGCAUUGGUCUGUAUGGUUGUAUUCAUGGGGAGGGCCACCCUGGAAGGCCCUUAUGUCCACCAUAGAAUCCUCCUCUUCCACGACCUCCUCAGCUUGGAAGUUCAUAUUUAGGGCUACAUGCCUGAGUAGUUCUUGGAGGACCCUGAAGUCCAUCGGGGCGGGCCAGACGUGGAUGUGCCGGCCAGACCUGGAUGUGCCAGCCGCGGUCUCAUCAGGGGAAGAUGAGGAUGACACCACCAGGAGAGCUGGGUUGGAAGUAGCCCUUUGGUCUUCUGGGGGCAAAUUUUCCCGGGUGCCUGGGGUAACAUCUACCACAGGGACUGGCUCUGCAGGUUGUUCUGAGUCUGGAGGAGGGCGGCUGAGGGUUGCCUCAGGGGGCCGGGUGCCUGAUUGUAUCGGCGGGCGGGAAACAGAAUGGGCACCCUGGGCCUGAUGGUUAUGCCCAGGGGGUCCAAAAUUGCCACUGGGGUUGCCAGUGGGACAGCAAGGGGUCAUGGCCAAGGCUUUCUGGGCCCAAACGGGGGAUGUCCGAAGCCUCUGAAGCUCUCCCCGACCUACUGGAAAGGGAUUGGGAGUGUGACGACCAAGGGGGGGAGCGGUGCACAAAUGCAGCAACGGGGGCACCGAGUCCCUUGGAAGACAAGGGUCGUACAGUGAACGGUGUUGUAAUGCCGACUGUGACCACGACCGGUGCCAUGUUGAAGUGUGGUGCCACGAGGCAGGCCGAUGCCAUGUUGGGGAGCGGUGCUGUGAAGGAGGCCUGUGCCACACUGGGGACUGGUGCUGCAGUGGAGACUGGUGCCAUGAUAGAGAGCAGUGCUGCGAUGGGGCACGGUGCUGCAAUGGGGAGCACUACCACGCUGGGAAGCAGUGUCGCGAAGAGGAUCGUCGACGAGUUGCAGAUUGGAGCUGUGGCAACGAAUGGUGUGGAGAUCGGUACCCGGAACAGUGCUGGUCUGAGCGGUGCCACAAGGUUGCUGAGUACGAUCUGGACCUUGAGUGGGACCAUGUUAUGGCAGCUAACAGCGACCUUGAGUGCGAACGGCUCCGAGAGUCGGGGCUGCAGGACCAGCGCCGCGAGUCAGACCGGUGUCGUGAGUCAAACCGGUAUGUGGUAUGGUGCUGGGACUCCGAAUGACUCUGGGACUCAGAGCAACGUGGAGAUGCUGGUCUAGUGGCGGACUGUCCGAACAAUGCCGGGGCUGAAGCUGGGGCUGGCGCUUGAUACGGGGGCACCGGUGCUGUCAUUUUGAUAAGACCUCUGGCGGCUUUGAAGGUGUCUGGAGUGGAAGGUAGUGUAACCUCCUCCACUUGCAGGAGCCCCUGUUGCGUGGGACUGUCUGGAGCAGGCCAGGCCUAACUGGCUUGUCAGAUUUAGAGAUCUGGUCUGAAAUCUGCUCAACCAGGGUUGCAGUGACCGCUUCGGGCCUAUUGGAAGAUCCUCCCAAGGCUUGCUUUUUUCAAGUGACCGGGGUGUGGGAGCGGUGCCGGGAUGGACACCUUUGGGGCCUAGGGGAUCAUUGGUCCCGAGGCAGGUGCAGGAUCUUCUGCGGUGCCGUGGCCAGUAUUGCUGGAGGAGCACUGUGCACCGAGGCACUGGGGCCUGAGUCUUGAGAGGGAUGCAAUGCAGACUCCAUGAGGAGUUGUUUGAGGUGGAUUUCCCUCUCUUUUCUAGUCCGGGCCUUGAAGACUUUACAGAUCUUGCACUUGUCAGCCUGAUGGGCUUCCCCCAGACACCUAAGGCAGGAGUCAUGGGCAUCGCACAUGGACAUGAGCUUGUGAAAGUAGAAUGAAUUAUACUGUAAAAAUAAGAAUGGAUUAAAGAAAUGUUGUAUGUACC